AUGUCUGGAACCGCUUCAAGUCGGUCGACAAUGUCUGUCAUUCUGCACUCCUCAGGGCCACAGGCAAAUUUCAAGAAAGGCCCCCACUGGUACCAUGAAAGCCCGUUCUUGCCAUACUGUUGGGAGGACCGUCAAGAGCCCGGAGCCCCUUCCCUGAAGCACACGGCCAGGCAAAAGGCACUCGAAGACCAGUCGGAAUUGAGACUGGAAAUGUUUGAAAAUAUCCCUGGCCUAUUGCGCUGGAGCUAUGGGAGUACUUGGGUCAUUGGUAAGCUCUUGCUCAAGCCACAAAUCUGCUUUAAACCCAAAGCUAAUUGCAGCUCCAGCAAGAAGCAAACAUUAUUUAUGUGGAAGAUCCUGGCCGCAUGUUAUCCCCGCGAAUUUCACACUGUCAGCUCAUACUACUGUCUAUGGACCAAUCGACCAAUGGAGCCCUUGAAGGGAUAUGUCGAUAUCAUGAGCAGUGCAAAUUGUGAUUGGCGUGCGGUUCUCUCUCUUUCAUCCGGUUAUGCAACGGCGGAAGACCUCCUCGCAAUCGGCAAUAUGAAAAAUCUGGUGGCUCUAGAAAUUUCCAGGACUCCAUGGAAACUACACAAAUACGCCCCAGAUAUCACACCUCGAGCCGCGAACGAAUUGGAGAACGGCGUCAUUCGCACCUGGGUUGAUUUGGCAGAGUCAACCGGAUCACUGCAGCAUUUACGUGUCUUACGUCUUUAUCACCAGGGUAUGAUAAAGCCCGCGGCACUGCAUCUUUUAUCAAAACUUCCAAAUCUGCAACUCAUCAUUGUCUACCAAUGCGAGUAUUUUACUGAGGGCUUUCGUUGCGAAAAGAGACCAUACACAGGCAAAAUUGAGAUGGAAGGAUGGAAUGCUCUCCGGCUUGAUUGGGCUUUGAAGGAUGCCACCGAGGAUGGGCAAGCUCUACAGCAUUUGGGUCCGUUUAGUGCCGAAGAUUCACCCAGCCCUCCUACCCUAGGGGCUGAUGUGCCGAUUAUGGAAUUUGGCCUACCGGCAAUGGAUCAUAGCGACACGAUGAAGAUCGAGGUUCGUGCACAGUACUCGGCAAAAUCAAUUGGAAUCCUCACCCGGGUGCCCAAUUCGACCAGAAAGCGACAAUUGCCGUUGCCAGCGGAGUCAAAAAAGAAUGGGAAAAGGGCCAUGAAAGACAGAGGUGCUAGAGACAUGACGGAUUUGCUGAAAGACUUCCUCUGA
Molecule: messenger RNA, 1212 nt
Organism: Penicillium cosmopolitanum
Lineage: Eukaryota; Fungi; Ascomycota; Eurotiomycetes; Eurotiales; Aspergillaceae
Exons: 2
Coding region: 1-1212 (403 amino acids)
Source: RefSeq, a predicted model, not a curated record